Messenger RNA from Purpureocillium lilacinum, 1251 nucleotides. NCBI's taxonomy places the organism in Eukaryota, Fungi, Ascomycota, Sordariomycetes, Hypocreales, Ophiocordycipitaceae. The record is from RefSeq and is a predicted model, not a curated record.
AUGCCACCGACGACACCUGGCUUGCCUGACAGUGCCAUCAGGAGGCCAGGCGCAGUCGUCGCCUCGCCGUACAAGCCGCCCCCGACUUUCCCCACGCGCCUCUCUCAACAGGCAAAGCCGAUCGAGGUCCAGGUCCCGCCCCUCAUCGCUGGCGCACUCGUCGCCGCUUUCGCAAAGGCUCUUGCCGACGGCCUCGAGAACGAGCUUCUCACCCACUACUACCUCGGCGAUCAAGCUGUCCGGGUAAAUCUCGAUCGCGUCAUCGACCGCCUUUUGUCAACGUUCACUCAUGAGCUUUGGGACGAGUUAUUCCAGUUUUACCAGGAAGACAGCCCUCCUGGCGCAGAGGUUUCCCGCCAAGUCACGCGCCUGUUCGAAGGUCCAAUCCGCCAAAUCGUCUUGCUGCUUAAUGGCCCAGAGACGUCACCAUGCAUCCUCGACAAAAUCGGGCCCGGGUUGUCGCAGAGACAAUCCACAUGGUCAUCCAGUGCCGGCGGCAUUGACUUACCCCUCGCCUUGCAGCUCCUCUGUAGCUACUGGCAUAGAGAAAUGCCGUCGCAGUCCCCGGGAGGUUCGCCAGACGACAUUGCUCGCUCGUUGCAUAGCAAAAUUAUCAGCGGCAGCGCCGCGAGGAAUCUCAUAUCCGAGGUCCGCAAGGUCUUACUGUCGCCGCACUACGUUCAGAUGCACCUCGCCGAAUCCGCCAUCUGGAGUAUGCUCCUGUCGAAACGACCUUAUCCCCCACCUUCAGAUGGUUUUCACAUUGCCCAAUUCAAGUACGAGUGUCAGCUGUUUGGGCCACUUGACGGCAUCGCGGACCCGCAGCUGGUCAAUCUCGGGACGUUGCCAGCCAUCACUGGAACUGCCGAUGACUGCAUGUACACAACGGUGUCCGCUUACGUCAAUUCGCAGUGGCCCAGGUGCGGAAAGCUGGUCUUGAAUUGCCUCGAGGAGGCUGUGGGUAAUGCCUCAUACUCGUCCCGACACGGCGAGCCCAUGUCCGGCAUGUCGGUGUGGGACGGGACUGAUGAGAACGGGCCGCAUUGCCCCGGACUACGGCUCAUCCACAUUGAAGUCGAGGAGGCGGUCAUUCGGAUGAGUGUCUCCGCGUGGACACAUACGAUGAUUGAAGUGUUUCAGCAAAUGUGCUGGAUCUGUGCAGCCCUCAGCGCGUCUCCGUUUCCCGGCGCACUCUCCGAAUGCGCGGCAGAGGUUUCCAACUGGACUUAUCUGAACGAUUCAGUUCCCUAG